Molecule: messenger RNA, 1327 nt
Organism: Parathielavia appendiculata
Lineage: Eukaryota; Fungi; Ascomycota; Sordariomycetes; Sordariales; Chaetomiaceae
Exons: 1
Coding region: 187-1203 (338 amino acids)
Source: RefSeq, a predicted model, not a curated record
GUUGGGUCUUAAUACUGUACCUUAUGUUGCAUAUUUGUACGCUCGCACGUUGACUUGAGCUUCGGCAGUACUUAAACACCCAAUCCCACACUUACCCUUCCUAUUUACAACCACCAUUAACACCACAACCUCCCUUCACUACCACUCACUAACCCACCCUACCUCUUAUCCCAACGCCCCUUCAUAAUGACAACCACCACCACCACCAUCACCACCGACCCACACCCCCUCCUCACCCGCCUCCGCCGCGACGGCUUCGUGAUCCUCUCCUCCCUCCUCUCACCGGAGGAACUCGCCUCCCUCCGCGGCGCCGCCGCCCGCCUAACAACGACAGCCCGCACGGGCGCCUGGCCGCACGUCCGCACCGUCGGCAAGCAGUUCCCGCCCUGGGACGCCUCGCUCGUGGCACGCGGCGAGGCCGGCAUCUGGGGCGUGCAGCACCUGCUGCACCCAGACCUGCCGUGCGCCAGGGAGGACCGGGACGAGUUUGUGCGGCUGUAUUUCCACCCGCGCCUGCUGGCUGUGGCGGGGGAGUUGCUUCAGGUUUCUGAUGGGAAUGUAAAUGGAGAUGGGCAUGGGGAUGGGGAUGACGACGGCGACGACAGGAGUGGCGGCAUGAUGAUGGAACUGCUCAACAUGCUGGUUCGACCGUCCGGCCCGGGAGCGGAGAAACCGUUUGCGCUGCGCUGGCACCGGGAUGACAUCCCGCCGACCGCGACGCCGGAAGAAGAGCUGGCGCGGCUCAAGACGGAAUCCGGGCGGCAGGCGUACGUACACACACAGUGGAAUCUGCCGCUGUUUGACGACGACAGCCUCAUCGUCGUGCCGGGGAGCCACGCGCGAGCACGGACCGAGGCGGAGAGAAACGCGGAUCCGUACGAGGACAAUAUGCCGGGCCAGGUGGUGGUGAGGCUGAAGGCGGGGGACUGCGUUUUCUAUGAUAAUAAUAUCCUGCACCGCGGGGUUUAUUACGGAGAGAGGGAGAGAAUGACGCUGCAUGGGUCGGUGGGCCACGCCAAAGGGAGCAAGGAGCGGGCGCGGAAUGUGCUGCAGCAUGGCGUUGGGGAGUGGGUGGAUCGGUGUGACUUCUCUGUGCUGGGGGAUGGGAAGGAAAGGAGGACAGCCGAGGGGUUGCGUAAGAGGUUGGUUGAGCUGGGGAGGGAGAACCAGGGGAAAGAUGUUGGCUAUUCCUUGGAGGGGUAAACAGUCAUGAUCCUCUAUGACGCGGAAAUCAGCUACCCAACUACGCUCGCCGUUUGUUGAAACACACUGCCUCCCUCAACCACUCUUGUAAACGGCCAGAUUCGACGCGAACGUGUUCACGUUA